Molecule: messenger RNA, 785 nt
Organism: Phlebotomus papatasi
Lineage: Eukaryota; Metazoa; Arthropoda; Insecta; Diptera; Psychodidae
Product: glutathione S-transferase 1-1-like
Exons: 3
Coding region: 73-738 (221 amino acids)
Biological process (GO): glutathione metabolic process
Molecular function (GO): glutathione transferase activity
Source: RefSeq, a predicted model, not a curated record
CAGUAUUCAAAAAUGAAAUGUUGCGCUCAGUCUCUUGCGGAUCUUUGUGAAGAGCAAUUGUGAAACUAACAAAUGGCACCUUUGAAACUGUACUACUAUCCCCCGUGUCCUCCCUACAGGGCAGUUCUUUUUGCCGUGGAAAAUCUAAAAAUUGAGGUUCAGAAGAUUUUGGUGGACCUUUCUAAAGGAGAUCAGUUGAAACCUGAGUUCCUGAAGAUCAAUCCUCAGCACUGCUUACCCACAAUUGAUGAUGAUGGAUUCAUUAUGUGGGAAUCCAGGGCAAUUUUGGCAUACUUGGUCAACUCACGAGCACCUGGAAGUUCCUUCUACCCACUGGACCCCAAGAAACGAGCCUUAGUAGACUCAAGGUUGAGCCUGGAUUCUAGCAUAAUGCAUGCGCUCGGAAAUAUUAUUACCGGAAUCUAUGCAGGAGUGGCUGAAAUUCCGCAAGACAAGAAAGACAAGGUUUAUACCCUUCUGGAACAUUUGAAUAAUUUUAUCGAUGGAAAGAAUUACAUUGCUGGCGAUGAACUAACUAUCGCGGACUUUGCAUUUCUCUCAACUUUUUCAACAUUAAAGGUUCUGGGUGCUAAUGUUGCAAAAUUCAAGAACUUAGUGGACUGGUACAUGAGAUGCGUCCCUGUUCCAGGAUUUCAGGAGAAUGAGGAAGGUGCGGAGCUCCUAAUAGAAUACAUCUCAAACAAAACUGGCCUCAAAUUGGAACCAUGGGAUCAGUAAAUGGCUACAGACGCUUUGAAAUCAAUUAUUUAAAUAAAUUAUAAUAA